AAGAACAAAUGUAUAAAUCAAUGUGUGGAGGUGGUGGAAGCAAGGAUGAGUUGCAAGGAUAGAAAGCAGAUGCUCAGCAUGUCUUGGCUGCUCCAUUACAGUAGGCUCUGACAAUGAGCAUCAACUUGUCCCUCAGUAAGGAGAAUGCCUCGGAAAACCUCACACUGCUGGAAGAGGGAGCAGGCAGAAUCACCGAGUCAAUUGCUAUCAUCGUUAUUGCUAUUUUCAUCUGUUUAGGAAAUCUGGUGAUCGUCCUCACUCUUUACAAGAAGUCAUACCUGCUCACCUUAAGCAACAAGUUUGUUUUCAGCCUGACCCUGUCCAACUUCCUUCUUUCAGUGCUGGUGCUUCCUUUCGUUGUUACCAGCUCCAUCCAGCGGGAAUGGAUCUUUGGAGUAGUUUGGUGCAACUUCUCUGCCUUGCUUUACAUGCUCAUCAGCUCUGCCAGUAUGCUCACACUCGGACUCAUUGCUAUCGACCGGUAUUAUGCUGUCUUGUACCCAAUGGUUUACCCUAUGAAGAUUACGGGUAACAGAGCUGUAGUUGCCAUUGUGUAUGUGUGGCUUCAUUCUCUAAUUGGAUGCCUUCCACCCCUCUUUGGUUGGUCAUCCUUAGAAUUUGAUCAGUUCAAAUGGAUGUGUGUAGCUGCGUGGUAUAAGCAGGCAGGUUACACCGCCUUUUGGCAGAUAUGGUGUGCUUUGCUACCAUUUGUAGUCAUGAUGAUUUGCUAUGGUUUCAUAUUUCGUGUGGCCAGGAUUAAGGCACGGAAGAUUCACUGUGGGAGCGUGGUCAUUGCAGAGGAAGAUACACAAAGGAAUGGGAGAAAGAACUCAAGUACUUCAACGUCCUCAUCAGGCAGCCGAAGGAAUGCUUUUCAAGGGGUUGUUUAUUCUGCCAAUCAGUGCAAAGCUUUGAUCACAAUUGUAGUUGUGAUUGGGGCAUUUGUCAUCACAUGGGGGCCUUAUAUGGUGGUUAUCACAUCUGAGGCACUUUGGGGGAAAAACAGCAUUUCCCCUGCUUUAGAGACAUUAGCAACAUGGUUAUCUUUUACAAGUGCUAUUUGCCACCCUUUGAUUUACGGACUCUGGAAUAAAACUGUACGCAAAGAGUUACUGGGAAUGUGUUUUGGAGAUCGGUACUACAGAGAAUCAUUUGUUCAAAGGCAAAGGACAUCCAGAUUAUUUAGUAUUUCUAAUAGGAUCACAGAUCUAGGAUUAUCUCCACACUUGACAGCUCUCAUGGCAGGAGAACGGACUUUAGGACACAGCAGCAGCACAGGAGAUACAGGCUUCAGUUGCUCUCAGGAUUCAGGGACGGAUGUUAUGCUGCUUGAAGAUUAUAGUUCUGAUGGAGUUCAUCACCCGCAUUGUGUUUACCCUCAUAGACGGAGUUCUGUAACUUUCGAAGAUGAAGUGGAACAAAUUAAAGAAGCAGCGAAGAAUUCUAUUCUUCACGUAAAGGCUGAAGUUCACAAAUCUCUGGAUAGUUACGCAUCUAGCUUGGCCAAAGCUAUUGAAGCAGAUGUGAGGAUUACCUUGUUUGGAGGAGAUGCCCUAUCUGGCUCUUUGUUCCCAGCACGAACUGUGGCAGGCAGCAGUGCAGGUGCACGGCGUGGUGGCAGGGUCCAUACUGGCCAAAAAAUACAGCUACAAAGCAUUGAAGAAGGGAACACUUAAAAUUGCUUCAAUAAAACA
This is a messenger RNA of Candoia aspera, 1694 nucleotides long. It is a transcript of the gene GPR161, whose product is annotated as G protein-coupled receptor 161. Bases 114 to 1676 code for a protein of 520 amino acids. Gene Ontology annotation, cellular component: plasma membrane; recycling endosome. Gene Ontology annotation, biological process: G protein-coupled receptor signaling pathway. Gene Ontology annotation, molecular function: G protein-coupled receptor activity. NCBI's taxonomy places the organism in Eukaryota, Metazoa, Chordata, Lepidosauria, Squamata, Candoiidae. The record is from RefSeq and is a predicted model, not a curated record. The transcript is spliced from 6 exons.